AUGUGGAAGAACAGACAGGUUCAGCUGUGCCUUUUUUCAGUUCUUCUUGCCUUGCUGACUUUUGCUUCCUCACUCAAUGGAGACUCGAAGUAUAUGGUGCUGGUCCCUUCUCAGCUCUACACUGACACCCCUGAGAAAAUCUGCCUCCAUCUAUACCAUCUGAAUGAAAGUGUGACCGUCACAAUUUCCUUGGUAUCUCAGUGGGGAAGGAGAAAGCUGUUCGAUGAGCUUGUGGUUGACAAGGACUUGUUCCAAUGUGUUUCCUUCAUCAUCCAUAGAUUCUCCUCUUCUGAUGAGGAGGAGUUUCUCUACAUUGACAUCAAAGGGCCAACACAUACGUUCAGCGAAAGAAAUACAGUCAUUGUGAAGAACAAAGAUAAUGUUGUCUUUGUCCAAACAGAUAAGCCUGUGUACAAGCCAGGACAAUCAGUUAAUUUUCGGAUUGUCUCAAUGGAUAGAAAUCUACACCCCCUGAAUGAGUUGGUGAGUCUUUCACCUCUGGAAGUGAACAUCACUGAGCUCCAGUCAAAGAAAAGAGAUCACAGGGUCCAACUUUUUCAUGUGACUGCAACUGUUACAGAAGAAGGGACAGGAUUGGAGUUCAGUGGAUCUGGAACAACUAAAAUUGAAAGAACCACAAACAAGCUCGUAUUUCUGAAGGCAGAUUCACACUUCAGACACGGGAUUCCGUUCUUUGUGAAAGUCCGCCUAGUGGAUAUCAAGGGAGCUCCUAUCCCAAAUGAGCAGGUCUUCAUCAAAGCAGAAGAAACUAGCUACACCAAUGGUACUACCACUGAUCAGCAUGGCGUGGCAAAGUUCUCCAUAGAUACUGCCAGCAUCUCAGGCUAUUCCCUCCACAUCAAAGUCUACCACAAGGAAGAAAAUUCAUGUUCCCAUUCCUUUUGUAUGGAGGAAACACAUGCAGAGGCAAACCAUGUGGCCUAUGCUGUUUACUCCCUCAGCAAGAGCUAUAUCUACUUUGAGACUGAGACGAGCAGCAUCUUACACUGCAACCAGAUUCACACAAUUCAGGCACAUUUUAUUCUGAAGGGGAAGGUCUUGGGAGUACAGAGAGAGCUCGUUUUCUACUACCUGGUCAUGGCCCAACGCAGCAUCAUCCAGACUGGAAACCAUACUCACCUCGUGGAGCCAGGAGAAUCUGACAAAUACAGGCAAUACAUUUUAAAAUGCAAGGGUUAUUUAAAAGGGGCGGUGGAGUUCCCCUGCUCCCUGCACCCUGUCCUCUCCAUGUACUGGGUGACCAUAUACAAUUUGCCAAGUAUGCAGUGCAACAACGUCAUUCCAAGUUCCCAGGGAUCUGAAGACCACGGCAGUUGUACUGUAUUAUACAGAUCAUGGAUCACUGAUGAGCACACAUACUCAGUACCAUACGGGAGAGAGAAGGACUUCAACAGAUAUGUGGGGGAGAUGGGCUUAAUAGCAUUCACAAACUUGAAGAUCAAACAUCCGGUAAUUUGCUAUUUAUAUGAAACGGUUCGACUGUCAGAGGAUGCUUGGGAAUUUGAUGAUACUGGAACGGUAGCAAUUAAAAGUACGACACUUGAAGAGCCACCACGUAAAAAUCUACCACAUAAAGAUCCACUUACUGAGACCAUAAGAAAAUAUUUUCCUGAAACUUGGAUCUGGGAUAUAGUCACAGUAAACUCAUCAGGGGUGGCUGAAAUGGAAAUGACAGUCCCUGACACCAUCACUGAAUGGAAGGCUGGAGCCCUCUGCCUGUCCAAUGACACUGGCCUUGGCCUCUCCUCUGUGGUGCCUCUCCAAGCUUUCCAGCCCUUCUUUGUGGAGCUCACAUUGCCCUACUCUGUGAUCCGUGGAGAAGCCUUCAUACUCAAAGCCACUGUGCUGAACUACCUUCCUACAAGCAUGCAGAUGGGAGUGCAGAUGGAAGCCUCUCCUGAUUUCACAGCUGUCCCAGUGGGGAACAACCAAGAUUCUUACUGCCUCCAUGCCAAUGGGAGGCACACCUCAUCCUGGUUGGUAACUCCCAAAUCUUUAGGGAAUGUGAAUUUCUCUGUGUCUGCGGAAGCACAACAGUCCUCAGAGCCCUGUGGAUCUGAGGUGGCCACAGUUCCUGAAAUGGGGAGAAGGGACACAGUAGUCAAAGUCCUGAGAGUUGAGCCUGAAGGAAUCAAGAAAGAGCAUACCUUCAGCUCACUGUUCUGCACAUCAGGUGAGAACCUUUCAAAACAGCUCACAGCCUUUGUGCUCAAGUCUUUUGCCCAAGCUCGAGCCUUCAUCUUCAUCGAUGAAUCACACAUCACUCACGCCUUCACCUGGCUCUCCCAGCAGCAGAAGGACAAUGGCUGCUUCCGGAGCUCUGGAUCAUUGUUCAACAACGCCAUGAAGGGGGGAGUAGAUGAUGAAGUAACCCUCUCUGCCUACAUAACCAUGGCCCUUCUGGAAAGUUCAUUCCCAGCCACGCACCCUGUUGUCUCCAAAGCCCUGAGCUGCCUAGAGUCGUCCUGGAAGACCAUAGAGCAAGGAGGAAAUGGCAGCUUUGUGUACACCAAGGCACUGAUGGCCUAUGCUUUCGCUCUGGCGGGGAACCAGGAUAGGAGAAAUGAAAUCCUGAAGUCACUUGAUGAGGAAGCUAUAAAAGAAGACAACUCCAUCCAUUGGGAAAGGCCUCAGAAACCCAGGAAAUCUGAGGAUCAUUUGUACAAACCUCAGGCUUCUUCUGCUGAAGUAGAGAUGAAUGCCUAUGUGGUCCUGGCUCGCCUCACUGCCCAGCCAGCCCCAACCCCUGAGGACCUGACUUUGUCAAGGAGCACCAUCAAGUGGCUAACAAAGCAGCAGAAUUCCAAUGGCGGCUUCUCCUCCACACAGGACACUGUGGUGGCCCUCGAUGCUCUGUCCAAAUAUGGAGCAAUUACUUUUUCCAGAAGCCAGAAAUCUCCUUUGGUGACCAUCCAGUCUUCAAGGUCAUUUUCCCAAAAGUUCCAAGUAGAGAACAGUAAUCGCUUGUUACUGCAGCAAGUCCAAUUACCAGACAUUCCUGGGGAGUAUACCAUCAGUAUGUCGGGGGAAGGAUGUGUCUAUGCUCAGACUACACUGAGAUACAACAUUCACUUGGAGAAGCAGCAGUCUGCAUUUGCUCUGCAGGUACAGACAGUACCUCUAACUUGUGAUAACCCCAAUGGCCACAACAGCUUCCAGAUCUCACUAGAAAUCAGUUACACAGGGACCCGUUCAGCCUCCAACAUGGUGAUUGUUGAUGUGAAGAUGGUAUCUGGUUUCAUCCCAUUGAAACCAACAGUGAAAAAGCUUGAAAGAUUAGAGCACAUGAGCAGAACAGAAGUGAGCAACAACAAUGUCUUAUUAUAUUUGGAUCAGGUGACCAAUCAGACACUGGCCUUCUCCUUCAUCAUUCAACAAGACAUCCCAGUAAGGAACCUGCAGCCUGCCAUCGUGAAAGUCUAUGACUACUAUGAGACAGAAGAAGCUGAAACCUCUCUGCCCCUGCCCCCCAAGUACAGUAAGGAUUCAAGUUUUACAAUGGAUUUUUGCUUUUGUUAG
Mastomys coucha (southern multimammate mouse) is the source of this 3540-nucleotide messenger RNA. Its product is annotated as murinoglobulin-1-like. Gene Ontology annotation, cellular component: extracellular region. Gene Ontology annotation, molecular function: endopeptidase inhibitor activity. The record is from RefSeq and is a predicted model, not a curated record. The transcript is spliced from 27 exons. Bases 1 to 3540 code for a protein of 1179 amino acids. Lineage: Eukaryota; Metazoa; Chordata; Mammalia; Rodentia; Muridae.